Molecule: messenger RNA, 4254 nt
Organism: Oncorhynchus gorbuscha (pink salmon)
Lineage: Eukaryota; Metazoa; Chordata; Actinopteri; Salmoniformes; Salmonidae
Gene: acin1b
Product: apoptotic chromatin condensation inducer 1b
Exons: 17
Coding region: 70-4254 (1394 amino acids)
Molecular function (GO): nucleic acid binding
Source: RefSeq, a predicted model, not a curated record
CGGGGAUUCGGAGGACGUAGCGACGCCUGUUGGAGCUCCCGUGAGUCGACAGAGCGACAGGAAAGCAAAAUGGCGGAUGAAGAUGUUACGCUGGAUGGUAAAUCGCUACAAUCGCUCCGUGUGGCGGAUUUGAAAGCCGCUUUGGAGCAUCGACACCUCCCUAAAAGCGGGGCAAAAAAUGCGCUCAUUAAGCGACUGAAGGGGGCUCUGAUGUUGGAAAAUGUUAAGAAGACUUCCACUUCCCACAUUGGGCUCCAGCCCAACUCCCAGAUUGGGGAGGAGAUGAGCCAGAACAGCUUCAUAAAGCAGUACCUGGCUCAGCAGCAGGAGCUCCUUCGCCAGAGGCUGGAGAGAGAGGCCCGGGAGGCGGCAGAGGCCGAUGGGGAAACAGGCCCAGAGGAGGAGGAGGAGGAGGAGGAGGAGGAUGAGGAGGAGGAGGACACAGAGCAGGACAACGACAGUGCUUCCUACCAUCCUGACAAGCAUUGCCCCAUACCCUCUCAGCCCCCACUGAACCGGGCCGAGGAAGGAGGUGGAGGAGGGACAAUGAUGAUUGGGCAAGGAAUGAUGUCCCAGGCUAUGGGCAAAGGGACGAUGUCUCGCAGACCAUACUUUGGCCCAGGCUCCGUGCCCCAGGAGUCCCCUGACGCCCCUGGCUCCUGGACACAGCAGCGUCUCUCACUCCACACUGGCCUCCGCCAUGAGGAGCUCACCACCCCCUCACCACCCCGCGCUGUGGCCUCCCUGUCUGUGCGUGUCCUGGGGGACCCCGAGCGCCAGGGCCUGCCACCCUCCAUGCCCCCCCGCGUCCAGGCCCAGGAGAAUGAAGGCACCGCCCCGGCGGCUGACGACCGCCCCGCCCACUAUGUGCUCCACCUCAGCCGCUCCGCUCGGGCAGCAGCCAGCGCCGGGGGUAACCGCGUCCAGGAAGACAGUGAUGACGAUGACAGCAGUGAGGAGGACGAAGAUGAGUGGGGACCUGCGGCGGGGGCAAGAAGAGGUGGCGGUGGAAGAGGACGUUCCCCUCCCCCUCGGCCCCAGCAGCCUUCCCCCAGCAUCCCGGUGGGCCGAGAGAGGUCCAGACGCAAGCUCCAGCCUCCGCAACACAUCCCCCCUCAGCAGGUAGUACACCAGCCCCCCAUGCAGCUCCGCCAGCCCACCCCGCCCCCCUCCCCACCCCCAGAGCUCUCCUUUCCUCUACCCGACACCCCCAAGCAGAGCCCGCCCGACAUGGAUGAGGAGCCAGAAGGAGCAGGGGCUGGGGUGGCCGUCCGCUCCCCUCCAGGUGGCCUCCAGAGGCACGACUCUGACUCCAGCUCCCGCUCCAGCAGCCCAGAGCCCCUGGCCCAGCGGCGGCCCGGACCCCUCUCCCUGCUCGCCCGCAAGAUGGCUUCCGAGGGAGCAUUCGGGAAGAGAGGUGAGGGUGCCUCAGACGGCCAGACAGGUCCUGGUGGGGAGUCGUCCGGAUCAGGAGAUGGCGGUAGCAUCGUCCCAGGAGCAGGACUGGGGGUUGGGGUAGUCCUGUUCCCUGGGGCUGCUAUCACCCACAUCGGAGGCAGCAGCGCAGUGCACUCCGGAACCGUCCCUGUACCCGAGGUCCCUGCACCAGUGUCUAUGUUUGGAUCAGGGGCCCAGUUCCAUCCUCUCUCUCUGGUGUCUGGAGCAGCUGUCCCAGGCAUCACCCUCACUGCAGAGCCCCAGGGUACAUCUGGAGAGACGGCACAGAAGAGAACGGAGAAAGAGGAGAAACAGGUAGAGAGUGAGAGUUGCCUGCCGCCAUGGAAGCACGGACGGGAUGUGACGUCUGUGUCCUUGCCGUUUGGGUCUGGGGGGUCAGAGGUGCCUGCGGUGCACCAGGGGGACAGCCCGAAGAAGUCACCCUUCGGCAGGGAUGAACCCCUCUCCUCUCCUCCCGGCUCAACCACUUGUCUGCCUGCUCUCGCCCCCAAGAAGCCCCGCAUGUUCUCCGACACCUCAUCCGGCUCCAUGGCAUCCCCUCCUAAACCUGGGCAACAGGGGUCUGUGGUGGUGACCACGCCAGGGGAACCCCCCCUCAAACAGGAAGUCCUUGUCUCAGGGGCCCAGCAGAACACAGACAACACCAUAGAGGUCACCUCACCGAACAAGGCGUCCGCGGAAAAGCCUGGAGAGAGAAAUGGAGGAGAAAUUGUGGAGAAGGAGAGUGACAGCCAGGCAGAAAAGGUGACACCGAAAGCCGGCGAGACCAGGAGAAGAGGACCUGAAGAGGCUAUUGAGGUUGAGCCCAUGGGGCCUGCUCUGCCCCCCUCUUACCCAGGUAAGGGAGAAGAAGAGAAGAAGCGGAAGGAAGAUGUGAGGAAGAAGGAAGAAGAGCGGUGCAGGCAGAGGAAGAGGGCGAGCGACAGGAGGUCGUCGCCCUCCAGCGGUGGCGACUCUUCAUCCUCCGACUCAGAUUCUGGAUCCUCUUCAUCACAUUCCUCUGCCUCCACCUCCUCCCGGGACAAAAAAAAGAAAUCUGUCCCGGGAAAAGGAAGAGUGGAUGAAAGGAGAAGACUGGAAAAAGGAGGAGAGAAGAAACAGCCUUUCAGGGAGAAGAAGCAGUCUUCCCUGUCGGAGCCGUCCGGCCCUGGCCCUAUGGAGGUGGAAAGGCCAGACCCAGAGGACUCCAGGGCCCCCCAGCCCACCCCCGAAGGGGACCCAGAGAACAGUGAGGGCCGCAUGGAGGAGAGCACCACUCCUAAAGCUUUGGCCACACGCAACAUCUCUUUAACCACAGGCAGUAAGACGUCUCCAGAGGGAGCAGGAGAGGCAGAGUCUGGGACCGCCGCGGGGAGGAAGAGGAGGUGGGGAUCCUGCACGGCCGUCACCACCAAGAAACCCUCCAUCAGCAUCACCACAGACUCUCUAAAGUCUCUGAUCCCAGACAUCAAGACCAGUCAGGAGGCUGUGAUGGAUCUCCACCCAGACGACAGCCAGCUGUCUGGGGACGAGGACACCACCACCACCACGGAGGACCAGGGCCUGGACAAAGACCUUAAGAUCAGACGCACCGUCACACAGGUGGUCCCAGGUGAAAGCCAUGAGAAUGGCCAGGGAGAACGAGAGGAGGAAGAGGAGGAGAAUAAACGGGAGUGUGAGAGGACACACAAAGAGAAGCGAAAGAACAGCUACUCAGAAGAUGGCAUGGUGUGUCAGUCCUCCACAACACAUGACGCCAACGCCAAGAAAGUCACUCCCAGUGAUACUCUGGUGCGUCGCUCCAUCAGUCAGCAGAAGUCUGGUGUGUCUGUUACCAUCGACGAUCCAGUCCGCACAGACAAACUGCCCUCUCCGCCCAGAGGCAAAGUCUCCAACAUCGUCCACGUCUGUAACCUGGUGCGACCUUUCACCCUGGGCCAGCUGAAGGAGCUGCUGAACAGGACCGGCUCUGUGGUGGAGGAGGGCUUUUGGAUCGACAAGAUCAAAUCUCACUGCUACGUCACUUACUCCAGCACAGAGGAGGCUGUGGCCACACGAGCUGCUCUGCACAGGGUGAAGUGGCCCCAGAGCAACCCUAAGGUCCUUAGUGUGGACUUCUGUGAGCAGAACGAGCUGGACUUCCACAGAGGUCUGCUGACCGUGGACCCCAGAGAGGAGCACCGGCCCCAGCCUGCUGUGGGUCCUGGAGGUCCCAAAGUCCGACCGGGGGGGCUGCCCCCUCUGAUGCCUGAACGGGACGGGCGCGCAGACCGCGGGGCUGUCGGAGGGGUGCGGGACCAGUGGGCGGAGAGAGAGAGGGAGAUGGAACGCCGGGAGAGGACCAGGGCGGAACGCGAGUGGGACCGGGACAAGGUGCGAGACUUCGGAGGCAAACCAGGAGAGGAGAGGGAGAGAAGGAGGAGAUCUCGCUCCCUGGAUAGAGAGCGGAGGCGAAAGGAGAGGGAAGGGAAGGAGAAGAAGACCGACAAAAAGGAUGAACCUCCUGUCAAACUACUAGACGACCUCUUCAAUAAGACCAAAGCAGCUCCCUGCAUAUACUGGCUUCCCCUCACUGAGGAACAGGCAAACCAGAGGGGGAAGGAACGGGAAGAGCGACAGAAAGAACGAGAGAGGAGGCGGAAAGAACAGCAGGAGGAGGAGGACAAGAAGCGAGAGGAGGAGAAGAAGGAGAGAAUGAAAAGUAGAGAGGAGGGAGGUGCUGCGGUCAGCACUGGAGGUGGGAGUGUCCGGGGAUCUGAGGGAGACAGGGACAGAGAGGGGGAGCGCCGUAGCAACCUCAGAGACAGACGCCGCUGA